UGAUGGCAUCCAUUUCUCGAAUCUAUCUUAGAGAAAACCAUUCCGUCUCCAUAGUCACCUAUCCUUGGUAGAGGUAUAUGUUUUUCGUGGCAAGCUUAAAAAAAAAUAAUAAAAAAAAAGGAUAGAAGCUGCUUCUUACCCUACUUAGUAGAGACGCGUGAUUACCCUUCCAAAGGCAAAGCUGCAGUGGCCGUGACCUUGGCGCGCCUCACUUUGCUGUGUUAUCUUGCCGUUUCUUGUCACUUUUCUAACUUCUUAUCCAUUUGCAUAGAAACCCCAAAUUUUCAUAUUUCAACACGAAAGGGAUUCUAAUUUAAAAUUAACGUUUUGAAGGAAGAUCAGGCUCUGUAAAUAGUUUAUUCUGUAUUGCGAGUGCUUGUAAUGUAACAUACCAGUGCUGCUCAUAACUCAGGAGCAAGAAUGGUGGGUUUAUCACUGGGAGAAAAGCAUUUUAUCCAGGGUGGCAUUGCUCAAGAUCUUCGUUGUGAUGGUAGAAAAAGAUUGACAUAUCGACCAAUCUCUGUUGAAACUGGAGUGAUUCCCCAGGCAAAUGGUUCAGCAAGAAUCAGGAUGGGUGCUACAGAUGUCAUUGCCAGUGUUAAGGCUGAACUGGGAAGGCCAAGCUUAUUGCUGCCUGACAAAGGAAAAGUCUCUAUAUAUAUUGAAUGCAGUUCAACUGCAGAGCCAGCUUUUGAGGGUAGAGGGGGUGAUGAGUUGGCAGCAGAACUGUCAAAUGCUCUUCAACACUGUCUUUUGGGUGGUAAAAGUGGAGCAGGUGCUGGAAUUGACCUUUUGUCUCUUAUUAUUGUCGAAGGAAAAAUUUGUUGGGAUCUUUACAUUGAUGGGCUUGUUGUUAGUUCAGAUGGAAAUUUGUUGGAUGCUCUUGGUGCUGCCAUUAAGGCUGCUUUGAGUAAUACGGGUAUUCCAAGAGUUCAAGUUGCUGCUGGAACAUCAAAUGAUGAGCAACCAGAAGUUGACAUAAGUGACGAGGAGUUUCUGCAGUUUGACACAUCUGGAGUCCCUGUCAUAGUUACACUGACUAAGGUUGGGAGGCACUAUAUUGUGGAUGCAACAUCAGAAGAGGAAUCACAGAUGAGCUCUGCUGUUUCAAUCUCAGUUAAUAGGCAAGGUUACAUCUGUGGUAUAACCAAACGUGGAGGUGUAGGGCUGGAUCCAAGCAUCAUUCUUGAUAUGAUAUCUGUGGCUAAGCAUGUAAGCGAGCAAGUAAUAAGCAAAUUGGAUUCAGAAAUAGCUUCUGCAGAAGCUCAAGAGGAGUCAUGACACACAGUAACUAAGUUAUAACUAGGGUGUACCGUAUAAUUCAAUUUUCUUAGACAAAGUUUUGUAACUUGGUAACUGAGUAGCAGUGACAGUUGCAUUGUGACAUUAAUGACUCACAUGACAGGGUUCGCUAUAUUUUAAUCAAGUUUGUGAUAGCAAGGUAAAUGUAAAUGCCAAUACUAGGUGAUAUGGAUCAAUAUUUUAAUUUUGGCACCUUUUGCUUUCA
Molecule: messenger RNA, 1507 nt
Organism: Vigna unguiculata (cowpea)
Lineage: Eukaryota; Viridiplantae; Streptophyta; Magnoliopsida; Fabales; Fabaceae
Biological process (GO): rRNA catabolic process; nuclear-transcribed mRNA catabolic process, deadenylation-dependent decay; nuclear mRNA surveillance
Cellular component (GO): cytoplasmic exosome (RNase complex); nuclear exosome (RNase complex)
Molecular function (GO): mRNA 3'-UTR AU-rich region binding
Source: RefSeq, a predicted model, not a curated record